Molecule: messenger RNA, 3043 nt
Organism: Lytechinus pictus (painted urchin)
Lineage: Eukaryota; Metazoa; Echinodermata; Echinoidea; Temnopleuroida; Toxopneustidae
Product: cytochrome P450 2J5-like
Exons: 6
Coding region: 299-1798 (499 amino acids)
Biological process (GO): xenobiotic metabolic process
Cellular component (GO): cytoplasm; intracellular membrane-bounded organelle
Molecular function (GO): heme binding; oxidoreductase activity, acting on paired donors, with incorporation or reduction of molecular oxygen, reduced flavin or flavoprotein as one donor, and incorporation of one atom of oxygen; iron ion binding
Source: RefSeq, a predicted model, not a curated record
GUGCUUGACAAAAGCUAUCCACAAAUUGAGAGAUGUAUUGAUAGUUGCCCAUAGUCUCUUGACAUUGCCACUGCAAAUUUUAAGCAUACAUUUAUAAUGUUCAAACGGACUUUGAGAAUUAUGUUUGUUAAGUGUCGUGAAGAAGGUUAUCACGUGAUUUUUGCAAUAAAAUAAACAUAAAACGUCGAGACUAUCAUGACAUUACGACAUUGACCGUGCUUGACAAAAGCUAUCCACAAAUUUGUGACGUUGCCAUUGCUGUUUUCCUUAGACGACUUCUUGAGCUCUGAGAGAAACCAUGGCACUGGAUUAUAUUUCCAUCAAUGAUGCUUCUCUUGUCAGCGGCGUCCUAAAGACAUCGUUUCUGGCUCUUCUUUGCUAUUUCCUCUAUCAGUUCUUCAAAAAUGGCAAACGGUACAAUUACCCGCCAGGACCAACAGGUUUACCUUUUCUGGGCAGUGUUUUGAGUCUGAUUUUUACUAAGAAAUAUCAACAUGAGGUGGUGGCUCAGUGGACGAAGAAGUUUGGUAAUGUCAUUUGCAUCAAGCUCUUCAACACUCGACUCGUAAUUCUGAGUGAUGAGCAGCUUAUUCAAGAAGUGUUUGGUGGCCAUCACGUGAUCGAUAGACCGGCAAUGCCUGUCGUCAAAGAAGUCACCGGAAGGAAGUUUGCUGGUGUUGCCUUCGCUAAUGGUGAAAUAUGGCAGGAACAGCGUCGCUUCUUUCUCUCUGCUUUCAAGAAACCUGAAGUAGGUGGGAUCAGGUAUGAGAAUAUCAUCGAAGACCAGGCGAUUCGCGUGUUGUCAGAGAUUGAAAAGAGCAAUGGGCAAAUGUUCGAACCUAAUCAAUGGCUAUAUGCCUCCAUUGGAAACAUCAUUCUCAAGAUCGCAACCGGAGUUUCCUAUGAGUACGACGAUGAUAAAUUGCGUCGUAUUUUGGUUCGCUCUAAGCGAAUUUUUGAUGCGAUUGGCCCAGGCGGCCUUUUGAACGUAGUGCCCAUCCUUGCAGCUAUCCCGUCUCGGCCGAAGCAACUUCUCUCAGAAGGGUGGAGUGGGCUCUUUGACUAUAUGAGGGAGAGUAUCGCAAGCCACAAGUCAGCAACUGGGUCACAAGGAGAUGACUUCAUCAAGAAGUAUCUAACGAUGUCUGGAAAGGUGGAUGGUAAGGGAAGUUUUGAUGAAACCAACCUUCUUGAAUCUUCAAUCGAAAUGCUGAUUGGUGGGCUAGAAACAUCGGCCACAUCUCUUGAAUGGAUUCUCCACACACUGGCAUCGCAUCCGGAAGCGCAACGCCGAAUUCGUCAAGAAAUGGCCGAGGUCAUCGGCAAGGACCGCUUUCCACAGUACUCCGACCACAACAGAAUGCCCCAAACUAUGGCCAUCAUUGCUGAAUGCAUGCGUUUCCGACCAGUGGCCCCUAUUCCUUUCACUCACAUCGCUAAUGAGGAUUUCAAGAUCGGCGAGUACGACAUCCCAAACGGCACACAGAUCACGUUUAGCGUCUGGGAUUUGGCAAGAAGUCCGAUGCUCUGGGAAAAGCCGGAAGAGUUUAGACUGGACAGGUUCUUGACUAAAGAUGGGAAGUUCAAUAAGAAGCGAGAGCCAUCUCAUUUUGGAGUGGGUCGAAGAAUUUGUCCAGGCGAGGUGUUGGCCAGGGCCGAGAUCUUCUUGUUCACCACUUACAUCGUGAGGCGCUUUAACCUCCGUCUGGCUGAAGGAACUCCAGAAAAUCCGAAGUGCCUCGUGGGCCUUACUGUCAGACCAGAACCAUACCAGAUCCAUGCUGAGAAGAUCGAGUAAUCUAACCGUCUAUCCGUUUUGCUAAGGGCGGCAGUUUAGAGGAACGGGGGACAUGUAUUUGAAAGCCCCCCCCCCCCUUAACCGCCGCCACCACAAAUGCCCCUACCUUACCUCCGCUCGUCCCCGAAAUUCACGAGAUCUCAUGUCGAAUCGUCAUAAUUAAGACAGUAAAUACCUUCGCGUACAGAUAUUCUACGAUGUGUCUGUUUUAUUAGUCCCGCAUUUUCAUUUUAUAUUAUUUUUACAGAAUGGUGACAAAAUCAUAGAAUUGCGGAUCCAGUCGACAUUUAUUUAUUCUUCUUAUAAUUUCAUGCUAUCAAAAAGAAGAAAAAUUUAAAUCAAAAUUACGUUAAGUAAGAAGAUGGCCAUCCAAAACCAAAAAACUAUUCAAAUCAUAAUAAAAUGUUUCGGUUAGCUGAACAUUCAAUUGGCUACACUUCUAAAACAAUUUGUACUGUUUUCCAUUGCCAGUGCCAUUUGACAGGGGCAGCAACGUUUGCCACCUCCGCCUUAAAUCAAAAGGGGCUCAAAUAUUUGUCCAUAACCUUAUUAUUCUCUGAUUUAUCCAAAAGCCCUCGUUUUAUUACAAAAUAGCAAGUUUUUUUCAGUCAUGUUUAUAUUUUCGUCAUCCUUAUGAAGUGGUGUUCAAUAAUGUAAAAGUUUCACUUUAUCAAGUCUGCAGUACUGUAAUAUUAUUUGGAAUGAUUCUGAAACAACAAAACUGGAACCUCUAAACAUAAUGUCAUUGAAAUCUUGUGAAUAUGCAGAAACACUCCGUUAGUUCGUUGAGAGAUCAAUCCUAGAGUUGCACUUCAUGUUAUCUUCUCGUAACCCUCAACAUGCUAAAUGUAUAUGGUAUCUAAAAAAACCAAAUAGCAUCAGUAUUCUAUGGUAUAUUUUGUAUUAUUAUUCAGAAAAAUAUAUAUCCAAAUGUUUUUCGAAACGAAUUCGUUCCGAGGAAAUCAAUAGUUUAACUAUACAAUAACCAUUAUAACAUCAUAGAACUAAGUUGAAAGGUUUAUAAACUUGAUAAAAGUAUAUGCAAAGUUGUUUCCUUUAUUUCCUCUCGUAACGUUAAAAUGGUUCUCCAUUUGGUACUGUGCUGGAGUUUUUUGUACUUUAUCCUUCUUCUUGUAUAAUCAAUUUUGUCUAGUUAAUCAAUAGUCAAUACAGUGUCUGUAUGAUAUCUUCUGUCUAUAUUAUCUUCUUAUUAUUAAAUUUCUGUAAAGAUCUCUUUGGUUUUCA